UAGCAUUUUCCUUACAAAAAUCUUUUUUGAUUGUUCUGUUUAUAUAUUUUACAUGAUGAAAAUCAAGAUCAAAAAGGGGAAGUCAACUAUUGGCGCUCGACUAAGCCUAAAGGGAGCACUCUUAAAGGUGGGAAUUCAGAAUUUGCAAGGAAAUGAGGAUGGCAAUGGCAACGGUAAUGGCAAUGGCAAGGGAACUUCCGUAUCAGAUUUUGGGAGGGAAGUGAGUGAGACUAAUUUGUUGGUAGCCACACUCAUCACUACUGUGACCUUCACAGCAGCUUUCACGGUGCCCGGUGGAUAUAACCAAAGCGGAGCUAAGGAUGAGGGCUUGGCAGUAUUAAGCAAAAGUUCUGCUUUCGGUGUAUUUCUAAUAGCUAAUACUUUAGCUUUUGGAUUUUCCACUACCUCAGUAUUAAUCCACUUUUUAUUGGCUUCAGACACAAGUACGGAGGACGUUUAUCACAGUGAAGUGAUACAGCGUGCCCCUUUUUUCACAAACUGGUCAAUUGGAGCAUUGCUGGUAGCUUUUAUAUCAGGCACCUAUACAGUUGUACCACACUCUUUUGGGAUCAGUGUAGCCGUUAUUCUUUUUUGUUGCUUCCUGGGUAGCAUGUUGUUUCCCUCUCUCAAUAAAGAAGUCUAGAAAGACUAUGUGAUUGCUAAGCCCAAGCUGGUCUGAGAUGAUUAAAUUGAUUGUGGGCAUUCAGAAUUUGCAAGGAAGAGGAUUGAAAACUAUGUUUUACAAGUUGGUAUGGGCACAGUUGGAGUAAGAGGAAUGCCGUCGGUAUGAGGAAAGCAUUAUCAAGGUCAUUGUAUUGGAGGUUUGUUGUGUUUAGGCUUGUUUCAAAGACUUUAUUUGGUGUGCUUGUGUAAUGUUUUUAUUUUUAUUGUUAUUGUUAUUUUGGUGUUGUUGCUUUGAUCGUAUUACCUUUGCUUUGGAAUAAAUUCUUCUUCAUUAAGGGAAAAAAAAGCAUGAUAUUUUUCUUUUGAUUGUUA
Messenger RNA from Quercus robur (English oak), 996 nucleotides. RefSeq names its product protein ACCELERATED CELL DEATH 6-like. Lineage: Eukaryota; Viridiplantae; Streptophyta; Magnoliopsida; Fagales; Fagaceae. The coding region runs from base 53 to 643 and encodes 196 amino acids. The record is from RefSeq and is a predicted model, not a curated record. The transcript has a single exon.